Aphidius gifuensis is the source of this 1952-nucleotide messenger RNA. RefSeq lists its product as uncharacterized. The transcript is spliced from 2 exons. Lineage: Eukaryota; Metazoa; Arthropoda; Insecta; Hymenoptera; Braconidae. Bases 27 to 1358 code for a protein of 443 amino acids. The record is from RefSeq and is a predicted model, not a curated record.
UUUUUAUCAACAUUCUUGAAAAAUCCAUGAAACAAUUAACAAUGAAAGUAAUUUUAAGUUUUAAAUUUUUAAUCCUGUACUGGAUAAUAUCAAAAGUACAUUGCAGUGGUCCAGCAAUGACACAGACAUCGAUGGACGUUGGAAAUAUAAUUUCCGUUGUUAUUCCAGAAAGUCCAGAUACAAAUAUAAAUGUUAAUCAAUUGACUGCUGAUUUUAGACGUCAACUUGAAAAAAUAAAAAAACAAAGUCAUGUUAAUAAAUUUGAGCAUGGUUUAAUAACAUUAAAAAGUGCAUUACCAGAAAUGUCAAAAGAAGAAAAAAAAAAAGCAAUUCCAUUAAUUCGAAGAAUGAUGCAAGAUAAAAAAAAUUCAAAGUCAACUAAGGUAAACAAUCAACGUAAAGGAAUUUCUAUAAAUCAUCGUAAAAAUGUUGUUGUUAAUUCACGAAAUGUCAUAUAUUCUUCAUCAAAAAAUACUGGUUAUCGUAAAUCAUCAAGUGAGCUGAAGAAUAAUUCAGGAACACGUCAACAAUUGUCAGAAAAAUAUCGUAAAAAAUUUAAAAAACCAACAAUUCAUGAAGACAACAAUCAACAGUCUCAAAAAAUUCAAAAUUCCGAUUGGUCUGAUGUUAUUUUUACGGAGAAAUAUCCAUCAAUAGAUCCAAUUGACAAACCAAUUUAUGAAGAAAAAAAUCAGCAAUACACAAAUUGGUUUGUCAACAAUACAACUGAGCCAAUGAUUAAUUUACCACCAGUAACUUCAGUAUGCAAAGAAGCCAAUCAAGAUGAUUCAAAAAUUCGUAAUCCAAAAGAAAUAAAUAAAUUUGAGCUUGAAAAAAAUGAAAAAAUUGAUAAAAUUGAUAAAAUUGAAAGUACCACAUCUAGAGAUGAAUACGAUUCGUAUCCUUCAGUAAUACCAAUAAAUAUUGAAGUUGAUGAUUUAAAAGGACUCGAAAGAAUUUUACAAAAUCCUGAUGAAGCAUUUAAUUUUGUAAAUGAUACAAUAUUAAAUAAUCAUCAAGCUAAAAAUCAAGAUGACAAUAAUCCAUAUACAAUUCAAAAAAAUAAUCAAAAUAUUUAUGCAGAAAUGGGAACACCAAUUGGAAUGAAAAAUUAUCAAAAUUACUAUGACAUUAAUCAUGACACAAUACGCAAUGAUGACUUGAUAAUAAUUCGAAGUGAUUUUCCAAAUUUUGCACAAAUUGGACAACAAGAUUACAAUGAUAAUGAUAAAUAUAAUGACAGAAUUAAAAGAUCAAUUGAUUAUAAAAAAAAAUCAAAAUAUCAAAAUAAAAAAUUUAAAAAAAAUCAUAAAAAAUCAAUUAAAUUAAAAAAAACAUGGAAAACAUAUAAACAAUGAAAAAAAAAAAAAUAAUUAAAUAUAUUUUUUUUUUUUUGAAUUUUAUUAAUAUAUAUGAAUUAAUUAAUAAACAUUAAUUAAAUAAAAUUAAUGAUACAUAUCAUUUAAAAGAAAUAUUAAUUUUUUAAAUUCAUUAUUUAAUAUAUUAUUAGUAUAUUGUUUUUUUUUUUUCUUAGCAAUAUUUCUACGAUUAACAUUGACAUUCCAAUUUGAUCCUUGUCCAUCACUGUAUGAAUAACUGAAUGGUUUUUUAUUUUUAUCUGCUUCAAGUAUUUCUGGUGGUAUAUAUGGUAAAAAAUCUAAAUAAUUUGUAUUAAAUAUUGGUCGUUUAUAUUUAUUUUUUUUAUUUUUUUUUCGUAAUAAUGAUUUAUUUAUUGUUAAUUUUUGUUUCAUUAAUAAUUUUUCUAUAUAAUCAUCAAGUCCUGGAAUAAUUGGAUUUAAUAAUUUUUUUGUUCUUGUUGAAAUAAGUCCAUUUCCAAAUUUUUUUGUACGAUAUUGUUGUUUUUUUUUCGUCUUUGUUUUGCCUUUUUAUUUAAACAAAAAACAAACAAAAAAAUUAAUAAAUGAUUUAACAUAAAAAUAAUUGAUAAUUAC